This is a messenger RNA of Alternaria incomplexa, 2094 nucleotides long. RefSeq lists its product as uncharacterized. Gene Ontology annotation, biological process: long-chain fatty-acyl-CoA metabolic process; long-chain fatty acid metabolic process. The transcript has 4 exons. Gene Ontology annotation, molecular function: long-chain fatty acid-CoA ligase activity. NCBI's taxonomy places the organism in Eukaryota, Fungi, Ascomycota, Dothideomycetes, Pleosporales, Pleosporaceae. The coding region runs from base 1 to 2094 and encodes 697 amino acids. Gene Ontology annotation, cellular component: plasma membrane; endoplasmic reticulum; lipid droplet. The record is from RefSeq and is a predicted model, not a curated record.
AUGCCGCAAGACCUCAAGAAGCUGAUGCCCCAGGCCAAGAACCAUCGGGCGGGGCCCUACACGUGCGAAGCUGCGAAUGCAGAGAAGAUCGAGGGCGAGACGCUGCCGCGUCGCAACCUGGCCGCGAAAGACGGUCUGGUACUGAAGCCCCACGACAACGUAGAGACAUUGUACGACGUACUGCGACACGCUGCCGCCAAGUACGGCAAUGCAAAGGCAGUCGGUGCGCGUCGCAUCGUCAACAUACAUGAGGAGACCAAGAAGGUCAAGAAGAUGGUCGAUGGCAAGGAGCAGGAAGUCGACAAGAAGUGGCAGUACUUCGAGCUCAGCCCGUACAAGUACAAGAGCUUCGUCGAGUUUGAGAAGAUGGCGCUCGCAGUAGGCUCGGGCCUGAAGUCGCUGGGCUUUAACCCGCAAGACAGGCUCCACCUGUUCGCCGCCACGAGCAUGCAAUGGCUGGCGUCCGCACACGGUGCCAUCUCCCAGUCUAUGGCCAUUGUUACCGCAUACGACACGCUCGGAGAAGAGGGUCUCAGGCAUUCUAUGCUUCAGACCAACGCAAAGGUCAUGUUCACCGACCCUGAGCUGCUACCCAAGCUCGUCAACCCAAUGAAGGAGGCCAAGGACGUCCAGGUCGUCGUAUACUGCACCAAGAACGACCCCAAGCAGAAGGACAUUGAUACACUUACCCAGGCGCACCCGCACCUGAAGGUUAUGAGCUUCGACGAGCUGGUCAAGUUGGGCGAGGAGAGCCCUGCGGAGCCUAUCCCGCCCAAGGCAGACGAUCUGGCCUGCAUCAUGUACACGUCUGGAUCUACAGGCACCCCCAAGGGAGUCAUGAUCAAGCACCGCAACGUCAUCGCUGCUAUUGCUGGUGUCGAUGUUAUUGUAGGCAAGUACCUCGGACCGGGCGACGUUCUCAUCACCUACCUCCCCGCCGCGCAUAUCCUCGAGUUCGUAUUCGAGAACGCCGUGCUCUACUGGGGUGGUACCAUGGGCUACGGAACCAUCAGGACGCUCUCGGACCAGUCCGUGCGCAACUGCGCUGGUGAUAUCCGUGAGCUGAAGCCAACGGUCAUGGUCGGUGUACCGCAGGUGUGGGAGACCAUCAAGAAGGGCAUCGUCAACAAGGUUGAGGCGGGAGGCGCUGUCAAGAGCAACAUGUUCUGGGGAGCGUUCGCCGCCAAGGGCUUCCUCCUUGGUUCUGGACUGCCAGGUAGUGGUAUUCUCGAUGCCAUUGUCUUCAACAAGGUCAAGGAAGCCACCGGAGGUAGACUUCGAAUCUGCUUGAACGGUGGUGGACCCAUCUCAAAGGAGACGCAGCGCUUCAUCUCCAUUGCCAUUACACCCAUGAUCAGCGGAUACGGUCUGACCGAAACCUGCGCCAUGGGUGCGCUUAUGGACCCCUUGGCCUGGAACGAGCACGCCCUCGGUGAGAUGCCUGCUUCAGUCGAGAUGAAGCUCGUCGACUUCGCGGAUGCCGGCUACUUCUCCACCAACAACCCGCCUCAGGGAGAAAUCUGGAUCCGUGGCGGUGGUGUCGUAGACGGUUACCUGGACAUGCCUGAGGAGACCAAGGAGGCCUUCACCGACGACGGAUGGUUCAAGACUGGUGACGUUGGAGAGUUCAACGCCAACGGUGAAGUCCGCAUCAUUGACCGCAAGAAGAACUUGGUCAAGACACUUGCUGGAGAGUACAUUGCUCUCGAGAAGCUCGAGUCUGUCUACCGCUCCGCACCCAUUGUCGCAAACAUCUGCGUCUACGCUGCAGAAGAUCGCCAGAAGCCUGUCGCGAUCAUCGUGCCCACCGAACCACAACUGAAGAAGAUUGCCGCCGCAGAGGGUGUCCAGGGAGAUCACCUCGAGGAACUUGUUCACGACAAGAAGAUCAAUUCUGCCGUGCUCAAGCAAUUGCAGCAGGCUGGCCAAAAGGGUGGUCUGGCUGGAUUCGAGAUGAUUGAGGGUGUUGUGCUAGCAGACGAGGAGUGGACACCACAGAACGGCCUCACCACUGCCGCACAGAAGCUCAACCGCAAGGGUAUCUUGAAGCAGUACCAGAAGGAAGUUGACCAGGCCUAUGGCAAGUCGUCUUAG